AUGAAAGGGUUACAACAAUUCAUAGUAGAGCUACGGAACUCAAAAGAUCAAGAAGAAGAAUAUAAAAAAAUUACUCAAGAAAUUAAUAAUAUACAUCAAAAAUUUCAAUCAGGAACAUCAUUAAAUGGGUAUCAAAGAAAAAAAUAUAUUUGUAAAUUAUUAUAUAUAUAUAUUGUUGGAAAUUCGGAAUUAAUUGAUUUUGGAUUAAAAGAAUCAUUUGAGUUAUUGAAUUCAUCUGUAUUUAGUGAAAAGAAAUUAGGAUAUUUAGCAGUAUCAAUCUUAUUAAAUAAUCAUAAAAAUAGUAAACAAUCAUUAUUCACAGUUAAAGAUCAUUUGAAUUAUAUACUAGAUGAAGCUCAUGAAUAUUUGAUACGAGAUUUACAAUCAAGAGAUGAAGAAGUGAAUUGUUUAGCUAUUCAAAUGAUUGCGAAUUGUUUUACAGCUUCAAAUGUAAUAAUUUAUGAUUCAGAUCCAAACGCGUCAAAUUGGAUAGAAUUAAUUGAUCUUGUUUAUGCAUCAGUAACAUCCCCAAUGAAUAAACCAAUUGUUAAGCAAAAGGCAUUAUUGGCUUUGAAUUCAUUAUUACAAUUAUAUCCAGAAGUCAUAUUAAAAAAUGUAAAUUGGAUACCGAGAUUAUUAAAAGUAAUUGAGGAAUCAAAAGAUUUUGGAGUUCUUAUAUCAACUGUACCUUUAUUAAAUUUUUUACUAUCAUUGAAAGCAGAAGUUGUGAAAUCGAUAAUUCCUUCAGUUUCUCGAAGAUUAUAUUCAAUUGUUGUGGAGAAUGAAUGUCCACAAGAUUAUUAUUACUAUGACACACCAGCUCCUUGGUUAGUUGUGAAACUAUUACGAUUUGUUGAAAACUGCUUUUUAGUAGUGGACGGAAAUAACGUACCAAAAAUUACACUUGAAAAAUUGGAUCAAAAUUCAAUUAAUGAAUUACGUCAAGUAGUAUUUAAAGCAUUUCAAAAUGCUUCAAAACAUGUUAAGGGUUUACCAAACAGGAAUUCACAAAGUGCUAUAUUAUUUCAAGCUGUAUCAUUGGCUGUAUUCUUGGAUGCGUCUUCAGAAGUUAUUAUGAGAGCAUCAAAUGCAUUAUUAAUGUUAAUUAAUUCAAAUGAAACAAAUACUAGAUAUUUAGCAUUAGAUGCUUUAAUCAAACUAACAUCUAGACUGAAUUCAACUUACUUAUCUACGAAGGAAAAAUUCACUGAAACUUUACCCAUAUAUGUUAAAUUAUUAAAUGAUAGAGAUAUCUCAGUGAAAAGAAAAGCAUUGGAUUUAUUAUACACAAUAUGUAACAGCGAAAGUUAUACCAUUAUUGUCAAUGAACUACUCAAUUAUUUCCCACAUGCAGAUAUGCAAAUGAAACAAGAAUUAGCUAUCAAAAUUGCUGUUUUAGCAGAACAAUUUGCAACAGAUUCAAUAUGGUAUGUUACAACCAUGUUAAAAUUGUUAUCAACAGGUGGUGAAUCAUCAAAUGGAGUAGGAUUUAUAGGUAGUGAAGUUUGGGAAAGAAUUGUUCAAAUUGUAGUUAAUAAUGAUACAAUGCAAAAGCAAACUUGUAAAAUUAUUAUAAAUUUAAUGAAAAGACCAUUUAAUAAUCAUCAAUCGACUCAACUUUCUGAAAACUUAGUUAAAGUGGCUGCUUUUAUAUUAGGAGAAUAUGGAGAUCAAGUAAAUGACAUUGCAGAAACAAAUAUUCAAGUACAAUAUAAAUUAUUAUAUGGAGCAUAUUUCACAGUAUCUUUAUCUACAAGAGCAAUGUUAUUGACAUCAUUUUUAAAAUUUUUAGUGAAAUUUCCUGAAUCUGAGUUUGUUCCUGAAAUUGUUGAUUUAUUUGAAAUUGAAACACAAUCUAUGGAUUUGGAAAUUCAAACAAGAGCUUUUGAAUAUUUGAAAUUAUCAACCAACAAUUCUGAUUUUGCACUAGCAAAAGCUGUUAUCAGAAGUUUACCUGCUUUUAAUCAACAAGAAAGUCCUUUAUUAAGUCGACUUGGAAUACCGACUCCUCCAAAUUUAACUAGAUCGAAAUCUUUAGUAAUGGCCCAAAAUAUUAAACGACCUGAAAAAAGUGAUAUGACAUUAACAAGUAAUUGGUAUUCAGGGUAUCAUAGAAUGUUGAAUUUUGACGCAGGUAUAUUUUUUGAAAAUCAAUUAAUAAAAAUAACUUAUAGAAUUGUUAAAUCUAAUUUUAAUCUAGCUAUCAAAUUCAUAAUUCUCAAUAAUGCUAGUAAAACAGUCGGAGAAACAAUAACAGGAUUGACUUUAUUAAAUCUUGAAUCAUUAGCUUCCGAUACAGAGCCAAAUUACACACUACAUACAAAACAACUACCAGAAUCCAAUGUUGUAGAUAAAACUCAAUUAGAAAUUGAUGUUAAAAUAAGAGGUAUAACAGAAUUGAAAGAGAAUCCUAUUUUAUCCCUUACUUUUAAAUGUGGUGGAUCAUUUAAUCACCUAAAUCUCAAGUUUCCAGUUUCAGUAUUAAAAACAUUAACACCAACUGCAUUAGUAGGAUAUGAAGAAUUUGAAAGAAGAUGGUCACAAAUUGGAAAUCAUUUAAAAGCUGAUGGUGAAUAUAUUACAACUAUACAUUUAAAUCAUAGACAAGAUGAAUCUCAAAUCAGUAGAUUAUUAACAAGAGUAGGAUUUGCAGUCGUACAACCUCCAGUUUUAUCAAAUGCAAUAGAUAUUAGUGGAGUUGGUAUAUUACAUACUCAAAAAUCAAAUUAUGGAUUAUUAGUUAAAUUCAUAAAUCUAGAUGAAAUUGGAAAGGAUUUAAGACUUGUUGCACGUUGUACUGGUGGUGGGGUCGCUGAAAUUGUUGCAUUAACGUUGAAAGAAAUCUUUGUAGGUUAA
Molecule: messenger RNA, 2856 nt
Organism: Lodderomyces pseudojiufengensis
Lineage: Eukaryota; Fungi; Ascomycota; Pichiomycetes; Serinales; Debaryomycetaceae
Exons: 1
Coding region: 1-2856 (951 amino acids)
Biological process (GO): clathrin-dependent endocytosis; intracellular protein transport
Cellular component (GO): AP-2 adaptor complex; membrane coat
Molecular function (GO): clathrin-cargo adaptor activity
Source: RefSeq, a predicted model, not a curated record